Physella acuta is the source of this 2334-nucleotide messenger RNA. Its product is annotated as cytochrome P450 3A16. NCBI's taxonomy places the organism in Eukaryota, Metazoa, Mollusca, Gastropoda, Physidae. Gene Ontology annotation, molecular function: heme binding; steroid hydroxylase activity; oxidoreductase activity, acting on paired donors, with incorporation or reduction of molecular oxygen. The record is from RefSeq and is a predicted model, not a curated record.
AGCUGUGUGCUAAGUGUGUUGCGCGUGUCGGCCUGUACUUUACACUCUGACCUCACCGUGCCGUCUGCUAGCAGAAUGUAACACCUGUGUGUAGAGUCGGACUGUGCCGUGUUUGCUGCUUUAAACUUGUAACUGUUUGGUCGAUUAUUGGAAUUCUUUCUGUAUUUGUUUCAGCCCUGAGGUAGAGUUCCUAGACAAGAAUGUUGUACAUCACACUCGCCCUUGUGGCCAUUGUAGUUUUCCUCUUGUUUCGAUUCUUCUCCAUCGACCUGAGCAUCUUUGAGAAGAUGGGGAUAGAGACUCCCCCAACCAAUCGGUUUUUGGGCAACUUCGGCCUGGCCAUCAAACUUGGGAUCUUUGACGUGCAGACCGUGUUCUACAGCAAGUUUAAACAUAAAAAGGUGUAUGGAUGGUACGACUUCAGAAGGCCGACAAUGAUUGUCAAAGAUUUAGACCUGGCGAAAGAAAUUCUGGUCAAGCAAUUCAACCAUUUUAUUGACCGACCAUCCAUUUUUGAGGUUAAUCCUCCGUUUAGCGAAACUCUACUUUUCCUGCAAGGUGAGCGUUGGAAGCACGUGAGGAGUGUGGUCAGCCCGACCUUUAGCUCCAGUAGACUGAAGAAGUUGUCCGGUCACGUGGUGAGGAAUGCCAAGGUCAUGCUGGAGAAUGUGCGUCAGAUGCAGGAGUCUGGCCAGGAGGUAGAGCUGAGAGAGUUCGCUUCCUGCUUUACUCUUGACGUCAUCGCCAGCACGGGGUUCGGCCUGGAGAUGGACACGCUCAAGAACCCAAAGAACAGGUUUGCCACGGAAGCCAAGAACGUCUUUAACCCUAACCCGUUUCUGUACGUCUUUCUCUUGCUGGUCCCAGAGCUGUCCAAGUGGUGCUCUAAGCUGGGACUUCCACUGCUGCCACAGAAGUCGAUGGAGUAUUUCGCUCAGGUCGUGGACGCUGCCAUAGAGGGCAGGAAGAAGGAGGGCACGGAGGGGAAGGUCAACGACUUCCUUGACCUCAUGAUGAACGCCGAGGAAAGGACCGAGUCACACAAGGAGUUGACUAGAACUGAGAUUCACGCCCAGGCCAUUUCCUUUAUAUUCGCCUCGUACGACACACUGGCCACUGUCAUGUCCUUCACCUUGUUCAUGCUAGCCAUGCACCCAGAGCUGUGCCAGCGUGUACAAGCUGAGGUCGAUGACCGCUGCGGCCAGAACACACCGGACUACGAGAACGUGCAGGGUCUGAGCUACCUGGACAUGUUCAUCAACGAGACGGUCAGGCUCUACCCCCCGGGCAGCCUUAUCCACCGGAAGUGUGUGCAGGAGAUCGAGAUAGAAGGCAUCCGGUUCCCCAAAGACAUCACAGUGCUGGUGCCGAUGUACGCGUUCCACACGGACCCGGACAUCUGGCCGGAGCCGGACAAAUUUGACCCCGAGAGGUUCACCCAGGAGAACAAAGACGCCAGACACCCGUACGCGCACAUGCCGUUUGGACAGGGUCCCAGGAACUGUGUCGGUCAGCGACUGGCGCUGCUGGUGCUGAAGGUUGCCAUAGCAACCGUGGUACAGAGGUACACGCCAACAGCGUGCAGCAAGUCUGUGUAUCCGGUACAUCUGAGUAAACUGCAAGCCAAGGCCACAGAUGGAUUGUGGGUCAAGUUUGAAACCAGAAGAAAAGCUACAUAAAAUAUUCUCGUUGUCUCAAAAAGAUUGGUUGAUAUUAUUUUUACUAACAAUUUUUAAUGUGUUUAUUUAACUGUACUCUGGUGUUGUUACUAUGCUUAAUAUUUUGUGCAGAUAGGAUUCCUUUGCCAACAAUACCGCCUACUUUUGUGUAUAUUCGCAUAUACAAUGCUAAAUAUACUGUGACGUAUUACAGAAAUUACAUUUUAGUUUUAUUGAAAUAGUAUAAAAUGUAGAAAAGUUUUAUUUAUUUGUGUUAUAUGUGGCAUAGACAAAAUAAACGUUUGGUUGAUUCCAAAGCUACUGUGACAAUGUAGUCUAACAUUAGUGAGCACAGAUAUCAAGAGCAAGUAUUUUCCAAAAAAAAUAUUUUUUCUAAAAAGUAUUUUCAACAAAAUAUUGCUAACAUUCAGCCAUAUCGUGUAAAAGAAAGGGGGGAUACACAUCUUAUGCAAUAAUUGUUUUUAUUUAUUCGAUAAGAAAGCUUUAGUGUAGACCUACUUAUUAGUCAUGUAGAUUUACUGUGAUAGACUACUGCUUGUACACUAUAUUAAUGUGUAAGUUUUUAUUGGCAUUGUGUAGCAGAGUUAUUGUUACUGCCAUUAUUACUGCUCCAAAUGGAAAUUAAUUGUAAAGUAAAAAUAAUAAAUUGUUUAAA